Molecule: messenger RNA, 210 nt
Organism: Heterostelium album PN500
Lineage: Eukaryota; Evosea; Eumycetozoa; Acytosteliales; Acytosteliaceae
Exons: 4
Coding region: 1-210 (69 amino acids)
Source: RefSeq, a predicted model, not a curated record
AUGAAUUGCACAAAACAUUUAAUAACCAAAUAUUCUACUUUAGUUCAUUGUCAUAUCACCUCAUAUAGUUACAACAUAUUAUCUACCAGACCAGAGUUUAACUUGAAUCAAACCAGUAUAGUUAGAUGUUCCGAUUUAUAUUUAAAGUAUAAUAUAUACAUAUGUCUUUUAUUAUUAGCUUUAUUGGAUUCUACUUGUUUAAUGUGUUAA